GGGGAGGGAAGGCGCAUCGCCAUGGCGGCAGCGCCGUUCUUGAAGCACUGGCGCACCACUUUCGAGCGGGUGGAGAAGUUCGUGUCCCCGAUCUACUUCACCGACUGUAACCUUCGCGGCAGGCUCUUCGGGGACAGCUGCUCGGUGACACUCUCCAGCUUCCUGACGCCCGAGAGGCUUCCCUAUGAGAAGGCGGUGCAGCAGAACUUCAGCCCUGCGCAGGUCGGCGACAGCUUCGGACCCACAUGGUGGACCUGCUGGUUUCGGGUAGAACUGGUCAUCCCUGAAGUUUGGGUGGGCCAGGAAGUUCAUCUUUGCUGGGAAAGCGAUGGAGAAAGCCUUGUCUGGCGUGAUGGGGAACCUGUCCAGGGUUUGACCAAAGAAGGCGAAAAGACCAGUUAUGUCCUGAGCGAGAGGCUGCGAGCAUCAGACCCUCGGAGGAUCCCAUUCUAUAUCCCUGGCUGUCCUAGAACUCACUAUGUAGACCAUGUUGGCCUUGAACUCACAUAGAUCUACUUGCUUCCUCCCAAGUGCUGGGAUUAAAGUUGGGUGCUACCAUGCAUGAUUAUUGCAGUGUAUAUUUAACUGUGCAUUUUUGUUUGUUUGUUUGUUUGUUUUCUUUGGCUUGGUUUAGUUUUUUUGAGACAAGGUUUCUCUGUAUAGCCCUGGAUGUCCUGGAACUCACUCUGUAGACCAGAGCCUCAGACUUCAUAGAUCCAUCUGCCUCUGUCCUGCCUCUCAAGUGUUAGGAUUAAAAAGGCCUCUGCCACCACUGCCCAGUGUUAACUGUAUAUUGUUUCAGAUUCCUCCAACACUGUGAAUAUGGUAAGGUGGCCUUGAAGGGCAGACGGAAAUAGUCAUAAAAUUAUGAAACUGCUGAAGAUUCUGGAAGAACAGACUGAGGACUCCAUUGCCAGACUAGGAGGGCUGGAGUCAGAAAGGCUACCCUUUAGUGAUGCUGAGUUUAGCUCCAGCAGAGGAACCUGCUGCCCAGGUGCUGCCUCCAGGAACUGGUGUACUAUGUUAGCUAGUGGAGCUUGGGACUGAAAGUCAGCCUUGGAAGAGCCAAACAUGUUUGCUGUGCAGCAAAGGCUUUAAGGCCAAGAGUACUUUGUACAGACAGCCUUGGAAAUAUGAAGCUAAAUAGCAGUAUAGCUCAUAGGAAUCCAAAUUUAGCCAUAGCAGAACACUCCUCUGCAGGACAUAGGUUUGAACUGGUAUUUCUACCAUGAUCCUCCCACACCUAAACCUGACAUCCCAUGGGUUCCUCUGGGAAGUGGGUCCUAGGCGUAAAUGGGGGGGGGGGGGCAACUGAAUGCCUGCUACUUGCACUCUUGUCAAGCUCCCAGCAUCUUCUGCCAGUUCACUGGCCUGAGACUGCCUCUCUAUAUUUAUAGCUUGACUCUCUAUGUGGAAGUAGCCUGCAAUGGGCUUCUGGGGGCCGGGAAGGGAAGCAUGAUCGCAGCCCCUGACCCAGAGAAGAUGUUCCAGCUGAGCCAGGCUAAACUGGCUGUGUUCCACCGGGAUGUCCACAGUCUCCUGGUGGACCUGGAGCUGUUGCUGGGUGUGGCCAAGGGCCUCGGGGAGGACAGCCAGCGCAGCUUCCAGGCCCUGCACACAGCCAACCAGAUGGUGAACAUAUGUGACCCUGCUCAGCCUGAGACUUACCCAGCAGCCAAAGCCCUGGCCUCCAAGUUCUUUGGCCAACAUGGAGGUGAAAGCCAGCAUACCAUCCAUGCCAUGGGACACUGUCACAUUGAUACAGGUGUGAGCCGCUGCACCUCGAAAUGUGUGUUUUUUAGCCAGCUCCUUGCUGUACUGAUUCAGAUGCAGCUAAGGUUUCUGACCAUGGAACAAGGGCUGAUGAAGUUGGACCUGAGGCCUAGAGCCUGGCUUUGGCCCUUCAAGGAGACUGUGAGGAAAUGUGCCCGGAGCUGGUCGACAGCUGUGACGCUCAUGGAGCAGAACACAGACUUCAUCUUUGCCUGCUCUCAGGCACAACAACUUGAAUGGGUCAAGAGCCAGUACCCUGGUCUGCAUGCCCGGCUCCAGGAGUUUGCCUGCCGAGGACAGUUUGUGCCUGUGGGGGGCACCUGGGUAGAAAUGGAUGGGAACCUUCCCAGUGGAGAGGCCAUGGUGAGGCAGUUCCUGCAGGGCCAGAACUUCUUUCUGCAAGAGUUUGGGAAGAUGUGCUCUGAGUUCUGGCUGCCAGACACGUUUGGCUACUCAGCACAGCUCCCCCAGAUCAUGCAAGGCUGUGGCAUCAAGCGCUUCCUGACCCAGAAACUGAGCUGGAACUUGGUCAACUCCUUUCCACACCAUACCUUUUUCUGGGAGGGGCUGGAUGGCUCCCGAGUGCUGGUCCACUUCCCACCUGGAGACUCAUAUGGAAUGCAGGGCAGUGUGGAGGAGGUGCUGAAGACUGUGACCAACAACCGGGACAAGGGGCGGACCAACCACAGUGGCUUCCUCUUCGGCUUCGGGGAUGGGGGAGGUGGCCCCACACAGACCAUGUUGGACCGAUUGAAGCGGCUGAGCAACACUGAUGGGCUGCCCAGGGUGCAGCUAUCUUCUCCUGGCCAGCUCUUCACGGCACUGGAGAGAGACUCAGGACAGCUGUGCACAUGGGUUGGAGAACUCUUCCUGGAACUGCACAAUGGCACCUACACUACGCAUGCCCAGCUCAAGAAGGGGAACAGAGAAUGUGAGCAGAUUCUUCAUGACGUGGAGGUGCUCAGCAGCCUGGCCCUAGCCCGAAGUGCCCAGUUCCUAUACCCGGCAGCCCAGCUGCAGCACCUCUGGAGGCUCCUGCUCCUCAACCAGUUCCAUGAUGUGGUGACUGGAAGCUGCAUUCAGCUGGUGGCAGAAGAUGCCAUGAACUACUAUGAAGACAUCCGUUCUCAUGGCAACCCACUGCUCAGUGCUGCAGCCGCAGCCUUGUGUGCCGGGGAGCCAGGUCCCAAGGGCCUCCUCAUUAUCAACACACUGCCCUGGAAGCGCACUGAAGUGUUGGCACUGCCCAAGCCUUGUGGGGCUCACAGCCUAGCCCUGGUGACAGUGCCAAGUAUUGGCUACGCUCCUGCUCCCACCCCUACUUCACUGCAGCCCCUCCUCCCCCAGCAGCCUGUGUUUGUGAUGCAGGAGACUGACGGUUCUGUGACUUUGGACAACGGCAUCAUCCGGGUGAGACUGGAUCCAACUGGCUGUCUUACCUCCCUGGUCCUGGUGGCUUCUGGCAGGGAAGCCAUUGCUGAGGGAGCCCUGGGGAACCAGUUUGUGUUGUUUGAUGAUGUGCCAUUGUACUGGGAUGCAUGGGAUGUCAUGGAUUACCAUCUAGAGACACGGAAGCCUGUGCUGGGCCAGGCAGGGACCCUGGCAGUGGGCACUGAAGGUGGCCUCCGGGGCAGUGCCUGGUUCCUGCUCCAGAUCAGCCCCAACAGCCGGCUCAGCCAGGAGGUUGUGCUAGAUGUUGGCUGCCCCUAUGUCCGCUUCCACACUGAGGUGCACUGGCACGAGGCCCACAAGUUCCUGAAGGUGGAGUUCCCUGCUAGAAUACGGAGCCCCCAGGCUACCUAUGAGAUCCAGUUUGGGCACCUCCAGAGGCCGACGCACAACAACACCUCUUGGGACUGGGCUCGCUACGAGGUGUGGGCUCACCGCUGGAUAGAUCUGUCCGAGUGUGACUUUGGGCUGGCCCUGCUCAACAACUGCAAGUAUGGAGCAUCAGUACGAGGCAACGUCCUCAGCCUCUCACUGUUGCGUGCACCCAAGGCUCCAGACGCUACUGCUGACAUGGGGCGCCAUGAAUUCACUUACGCUUUGAUGCCACACAAGGGCUCCUUCCAAGAAGCUGGUGUCAUCCAUGCUGCCUACAACCUCAACUUUCCCCUGCUGGCACUGCCGGCUCCAGGCCCGGCCCCUGACACCACCUGGAGUGCCUUUUCUGUGUCUUCACCAGCAGUAGUGCUGGAGACCAUCAAGCAGGCUGAGAGGUGCCAUCAGCACCGCACACUGGUUCUAAGGCUGUACGAGGCUCAUGGCAGCCAUGUGGACUGCUGGCUGCACACGUCGUUGCCUGUUCAGGAGGCCACCCUUUGUGACCUCCUGGAGCAGCGAGACCCCACUGGUCACCUUUCCCUCCAGGACAACCGUCUGAAGCUCACUUUUUCUCCCUUCCAAGUGAGAUCCCUAUUGCUUGUGCUUCAGUCUCCACCAAACUGAGUCUUGACUGGAUAGCUUUGGGAGUUCCUCAUUUCCACCUCCCUAGCCCGAAGCAUCUUGUGCAAUAAAAGCUUAGAUUAGCAGCACUAUAA
This is a messenger RNA of Mus musculus (house mouse), 4313 nucleotides long. RefSeq names its product mannosidase, alpha, class 2C, member 1 (gene Man2c1). The record is from RefSeq and is a predicted model, not a curated record. Bases 1294 to 4221 code for a protein of 975 amino acids. Gene Ontology annotation, molecular function: alpha-mannosidase activity; carbohydrate binding. Gene Ontology annotation, cellular component: cytoplasm. NCBI's taxonomy places the organism in Eukaryota, Metazoa, Chordata, Mammalia, Rodentia, Muridae. The transcript has 27 exons. Gene Ontology annotation, biological process: carbohydrate metabolic process; mannose metabolic process.